Messenger RNA from Cherax quadricarinatus, 5008 nucleotides. RefSeq lists its product as uncharacterized. NCBI's taxonomy places the organism in Eukaryota, Metazoa, Arthropoda, Malacostraca, Decapoda, Parastacidae. The record is from RefSeq and is a predicted model, not a curated record.
GUGAGUUGAAUGUACACUUCUCUUCCAUCACCCCAGCUAUAAUGCGCACGGGUGUGGUAGCGGUGGCCCUGGUGGCCCUGGUGGCCCUAGCAGCCGCAAGAUACCAGACCAGUGUCCCCGACCAUGCUGCAGAAGAUGCUAGUGACAAUGUAGAACAAGAAGAUGUAGAAGACGCCACUGACAAUAAAAAACGAGACUUACUUUCAAAUUUAAAAUCUACAGUGGGUGGAAUGUCACCAUUUGGCAUGGGAGGGAAUCCAUUACUUGGUAAAGGUGGUGCAGGUACUGGCAUGGGAAUGGGAAGUGGCAGCGGUGGAAGUGGUAUUGGAAUGGGUGUUGGAAUGGGAAGCGGUAGUGGUGGUGCAAGUGGUAUUGGAAUGGGAAUGGGAAGUGGGAGUGGUGGGGGAAGUGGUACGGGAAUGGGAAUAGGAAUGGGAAGUGGUAGUGGUGGUGCAAGUGGUACCGGAAUGGGAAUAGGAAUGGGAAGUGGUAGUGGUGGUGUAAGUGGUACUGGAAUUGGAAUGGGAAGUGGGAGUGGUAGGGGAAGUGGCACUGGAAUGGGAAUAGGAAUGGGAAGUGGUAGUGGUGGAAGUGGUACUGGAAUGGGAAUGGGAAGUGGUAGUGGUGGUGGAAGAGGUACUGGAAUUGGAAUGGGAAGUGGGAGUGGUGGAGGAAGUGGCACUGGAAUGGGAAUAGGAAUGGGAAGUGGCAGUGGCGGAGGAAGUGGCACUGGUUUAGGAAUGGGCAGUGGCAGUGGUGGAAGUGGUACUGGAAUAGGAAUGGGCAGUGGCAGUGGUGGAAGUGGUACUGGUAUAGGAAUGGGAAGUGGAAGUGGUACUGGUAUAGGAAUGGGCAGUGGCAGUGGUGGAAGUGGUACUGGUAUAGGAAUGGGAAGUGGCAGUGGUGGAAGUGGUACUGGUAUGGGAAUGGGAAGUGGCAGUGGUGGAAGUGGUACUGGAAUAGGAAUGGGCAGUGGCAGUGGUGGAAGUGGUACUGGUAUAGGCAUGGGAAGUGGAAGUGGUACUGGUAUAGGAAUGGGCAGUGGCAGUGGUGGAAGUGGUACUGGUAUAGGAAUGGGAAGUGGAAGUGGUGGAAGUGGUACUGGUAUGGGAAUGGGAAGUGGCAGUGGUGGAAGUGGUACUGGAAUAGGAAUAGGUACUGGAACAGGUGGUGAUAAAGGGGGAAGUGGUAUAGGAAUGGGAAUGGGUACUGGAACAGGUGGUGAUAAAGGGGGAAGUAGUACUGGAAUAGGAAUGGGAAUGGGUACUGGAACAGGUGGUGAUAAAGGGGGAAGUGGUACUGGAAUAGGAAUGGGAAUAGGUACUGGAACAGGUGGUGAUAAGGGUGGUGGUACUGGAACGGGAAUUGGCAUGGGAGUAGGAAGUGGUAGUGAAGGGGGGAGUGGUACCGGAAUUGGAAUUGGCACUGGUGAAGGAAGUGGUAGUGAUGGGGGAAGUGGUACUGGAACUGGAAUUGGCAUUGGAGUAGGCAGUGGCGGUGACGGGGGAAAUGGCACUGGAAUAGGCCUUGGCACAGGAGUAGGAAGAGGCAGUGACGGGGGAAGUGGUACUGCAACGGGAAUUGGCACUGGAGUAGGAAGUGGAAGUGAUGGGGGAAGUGGUACUGGAGUGGGAGUGGGAGCCGUGGAAGCAAUUGGGACUGAUGGAGGAGAGACUUCUGGAACGGCAACUGGAAGCGGGAUAGGAGAGGGUGUUGACGGAGGGAAGGUCACUGAAAUUGGAAUCAGUUAUGGAAUAGGAACUAGCAGUGGUCUCGCCAACGAUACUGAAGAGGACACUGGCGAGGCAAGUGACACUCAAGUGGACACUGGCAAAGCAAAUGACACGCUAGUGGAAAAUGGAGCAAGUAACACGAAUGGGACGGCAAGUGGUGCAGAUAUGCUAGAACUAAGUGCUCCUGAAUAUCCUGAGUUGGAUCUACCAAAUGCAACAGAUUUAAAUAUACCACCAAUUAGUGCACCCGAGUUCUCACCCAUUGAAGCACCAGAUAUACCACCAAUUAGUUUCCCCGAAUUACCACCCAUCCAGCCACCAGAAAUGCUAGCAGUUAGUUUUCCCGAAUUACCACCCAUCCAGCCACCAGAAAUGCUAGCAGUUAGUUUUCCCGAAUUACCACCCAUCCAGCCACCAGAAAUGCCAACAGUUAGUUCACCUGAAUUAUCACCCAUCCAGCCACCAGAAAUGCCAACAGUUAGUUCAGCUGAAUUACCACCCAUCCAGCCACCAGAAAUGCCAGCAGUUAUUUCAGCUGAAUUACCACCCAUCCAGCCACCAGAAAUGACAACAGUUAGUUCACCUGGAUUAUCACCCAUCCAGCCACCAGAAAUGCCAACAGUUAGUUCACCUGAAUUACCACCCGUCCAGCCACCAGAAUUACCAACAGUUAGUUCAGCUGAAUUACCUCCCAUUCAGCCACCAGAUAUGCCAAGUAUAAAUGGCAGUGAUUUUGGAGUUGUUACCGAAUUAGGUGUAAGUAAUGCUGAUAUGGGAUCUGACUACGGAGCAGUAGGUAACACCGCAAGUUACACUAAAGAUGUAAGUAGGAAACUGGGUGAUUUAGAAGCACCAGCAUUUCCAUCCGUGCCAGUACCAAGUCUGCCAUAUCCAGAUGCACCAGAGCUGGAUAUCCCUGAAAUUCUAUCCAUUGAGGUACCAGGAGAGCUAGACAUGAACGGUACAGAUGUAUUUGAAAUAGAGGACCCAGAAUAUCUGUCCAUUGAGGUACCAGGUGAGACAGAGGUAAAUGGAACAGAUAUAUUUAAAAUAGAUAUCUCUGAGUUUCCAUUAAUUGAGGUACCAGGUGAGCCAGAUGGAACAAGUAUUCCUGAAAUUGAUAUCCCUGAAUUUUCGUCCAUUGAAGUAUCAGGUGAGCUAGAUGUAAAUAGAACAGGUAUUCCUGAAACUGAUACCCCUGAAUUUUCAUCCAUUAAGGUACCAAGUGAACUAGAUAUAAAUGGAACAGGUAUUCCUGAAAGUGAUAUCCCCGAAUUUCCAUUAAUUAAAGUAGGUGAGUUAGAUGCCAAUGCAACAGAUACAGUUAAAAUAAAUAUCCCUGAAAUUUCAUCCAUUCAGGACCCAGGUGAUCUAGACAUGAACGGAACAAAUAUUCUCGGAAUAGAUAUCCCUGAAUAUCCCUCCAUUCAGGAACCAAAAGAGCUGAAAGAACCAGAUACUCCCGCACUAGAUAUCCCUGAAAGUUCACCUAUUCAGGUACCAGAAGAACUAGAAAUGAAAACACUAGAUGCACCCGCAUUAAAUAUCCCUGAAUUUCCACCCAUUCAGGUACCAAAAAUGCCAGAUGUAGGUGUGGAUAUUCAGUCAAUGUUAUUUCCAUCCAUUUUGCAACCACUUGCAAGUAAAGGAGAGAGGCGAAGAAAACGCUCAAGAUGUGGUGAACAUAAUAGAAGCUUUAAGUGUUCUAAUCGACUUAACAAGAGAGAUGACACGAAUCAAAGGACUGGAACAUCAUGGCAGCCCUCAGGAACUGGGGUCAAUGACCGGCCAAUACCACCUCUCCAUAAAAGGCUCCUGCAGCAGUGAGAACACACACAAAAUGUGACAUAGUUGAUGCAGGCAUCCUUAAAGCAACUCCAUGUUAACGCAAGCAUCUUGAAGCCAUCCUACGGUUUACACAAGUUUUCAAGCUGAUUCAAGUAUCCUUAAAGCUAUCCUAUGAGCUGAUGUUGGCCUUCUUCAAGUUAUCCUAUGGCUAACGAAAGUAUCGAUCAAGUCCUCCUACGACAGACGCACGCAUCCUCCAGAUUUUGCUACGAACGAUACUAGUAUUAUUUAAUCAGUCCUAUGGUUCACGCAUGCAUCCUUCAAGUAAUGAUAUGGUUGGAACAAGCCUUCUUCUUCAAGCAAUCCUACAGCAGAUAAACAGAAAAAAGAAUUCUUUGAGACAUCCUAUAGCUGACACAAAAAACAUUUUCCGUGUCAUCCUAAGAAUGACGAAAGCGUCCAUCACGCACUAAUUCGAUUAACGAAGACAUCCUACAAGCUAUCCUAUGGCUUAAGCCAACAUUCUUCAAGCUACCUGUUGUCCUUUUCCCCGCAGCCUCAAAUUUCCACUUGUCUUUCAUUAAUAGUCCUCUCCUUCCAUCCAGCAGCAUCUUGUAAUUAUUGUCAAUAAUUCUUUGUCAAUAAUGUUUUCACAUUUCAAUUUUGGUUUGUAUAUAUUUGAGAAGAAUGACAAAAACUCGCCUAAUCACUUAUUGUCCCAAAAUGUAUUUUUUUUCUUUUUAAUAUUUCUUGUACAGAAUGUUUCUCCCACUUUAUUUCAUUUAAGUAAUUUUACAUACUUAUGCAUGAAUGUACUGUGGAUACAUGUAUCUAUAAAUAUAUUAAUAUGUAUGUAUUUAUGUACGAGUAACAAGUUUGCAACAGAAAUAACGUUGAAUAACAGUCAAUUAUGUAUUGGGAGGGAGGUGACGAGUAUGGCAUAUGUAGCAGUUUCUUAUCUCUAUGGACGAGAUUUUUUCAGUCGAAAUAUGGAGACAGCAGAAGUAUUGGAGAUGCAGAUAUGAGGUGAUUAGUCAUUUCGCAUAGAGCAGAAAUAAAUUUGAGGUGGUCAGUCCUUCAGCCUUGGUGUAUGUUCAGUUGAACAGCUUCGAUGAAAGUGAAGCUCAAGCUUGAGAAAGAAGCUUUUAACACUACCAGAAAUGAGGCAGGGCCCACAAGUGAAAGAAAGAAGAGGAAUUAAAGAACACCGCAGCAGCUACUGGCCCAUGCUAGGCAGAUCCUCAAAACCCAGUCUUCUAACGCCUGACUAGUGGGUAAGGAGCAAAAUAGUGGCACUGUGUUGCCGUACCAGACAAAUAUCUUGGUACUGGGGACAUCUACAGCUUCAUUAUUCAUCCACUAAUUAUGAGUGAGAAGAUCUGGUUUUGAGGAUUUACCUAGCAUGAACCAGUACGCUUGUUGCAGAGCUUAAUUCCUCUGUUUUCUAAUGCUUCAGGUAACUUAACAAUUAAAUAAGUCUCCGCUGC